Molecule: messenger RNA, 3968 nt
Organism: Didymodactylos carnosus
Lineage: Eukaryota; Metazoa; Rotifera; Eurotatoria; Philodinida; Philodinidae
Source: the annotation of a GenBank genome assembly
UGAUGUUGCACUUGAUCAGGAUCGAAUAUUAUUACAAGUUUGUCAAUUAACCCUUGCUUUCUUAAUAAAACAUUUGUACAUACAAGUGAAGAUUAAAACAAGUUAGAUGGAACCUAACAUCAUUCUUAUCGGACAGUAAUGAUGCCAUUUCUUAUUUAUACACAAAGACAAAGGAGGGUAAAAAACUAACAAUUAAUGGAUUUAGAGGGCUAAGUAAAGCAAGAGAUAAUCACUCUGUAUUCAAAGAAGAAAUCUUGAGAAUUUUAUUGAAUGUUUCAAAUAAUGGACAAAUAAUACCUGAUGAGUUAAUUGACAAACUUGUAAUAAUAUUCGAUCCUGAUCAAGUGCAACAUCACUUAAUUGAAAUUUUUGAAAAUUUAGUUGAAAAUAAUCAAAAUAUUUCAACUGAACUUUCAUUAAAAUUAGAGGAAACAUUGAAAAAUCCACUUAUUUGCGAUCAAGUUCUAUCCAUUUUUGUUCUUCAUUCACAAAAAGGUAAUAAAUUAUCAAAAAAAAUCUUUAUUAAAAUCUUAGAUAUAUUUUCAAAUAUAAAAAAUCCAUUUAUCAUGCAAGAAUAUUUGUCCGUUAUUUGUUCAUUCAUCCAAGAGAAAGAGAAUUUUGAACAGGAAUCGAAAAAUGUAUUUGGCCGAAUUUUUAAAUUUUUUAGUACCAGUUUAAUUUCUCGUAUCCAAACAGCUUUAAUUUAUACUCUUAAAAAAGGUAAUCAAAAUGUUAUUCAUACAAGUCUGAGUGGAUUUAAAACACUUAUUUCACUUCACAAAGUAAAACUUGAAAAGAAAAGCAUAGAAGCUCUAUUAAGUCUAGCAACAAAGGUCAUUUGUGAUGGAAAUAUCAAAGAGGAAAUUAACAUGAUAUUAGAUGUUUCUAAAUUAGACGAGAAUCAGAAAUGUAUACUUAAACUCUGUAAUCUAAAGUAUAAUUCGAACGAACAAUUACUAGAUAGAUUAAUUGAGUUUGAUAAGCCUAAAUUACUUGAGCAAAAUUUCGAUCAAAUAAAUUUCAUAAUUGAUAAUUGUCCAGAGUUAAAUAGUAAAGCAUUGGAAACUUUACUGAAAUGUUCGAAUAAGGAAGAUAUUCCAGAUAAAUUGUUAGACAGUAUUGGUGUUUUACUGGCUAGUAGUAUCUCAUCAACGAUAAUAUCAUCAUGUUGUCGGUUACUAGCUGAAACUGCUAAAACAGGAAGAAAAUUUACGAAUGAAAUUAUAUCAAUUGUUGCCGCCGCUCAAGAUGAAAAAGAAGGAUCAAUACAUAUAUUAGAAUUAAUUUCUAAAAAUCAAUUGAUUUCAAAAGAAUUACAAGAUAGAAUACAUUUAUUUUCACAAAUUGAUCGUAUGAUGAAUAUGAAUCCAACGAGUCUUGGUGAAUUUCUAAAUAGAAUCCGACAAGAGUUACACGAAGGUCUAAAAUUGUCUAAUCAAUUAAUUGAAAAAAUACUUUCGAUUAAAAUUCCAACGAAUAAUAAUAAUCAAAAUUUCGAACAAGAUUUAAUCGAUAUUUUUGCCUUAGUAUUAAUACAAAAUCCGAGUUAUUAUUCUUCACAACCAUCGAUAGUCGAUAGUUUAGAGAAAGCCAUUUUAUCUAAAAAAAUAAAUAAAAUUAUUCUAAAUGUAUAUCAGGAAGUUAUUAAAGUAAAACAAUGUCAAACAAAUAAUUUUCCUAAUGUAUUAAACGUUUUCAUCGACAUUUUAGAUCAGAAUGAGAAAUAUAUUGAAUUCCAUUUUGACAUUCUUGUAUGUAUUGUUCUAGCAUUUGAAAUUAUAGGAAUUUCAAAAUUAGAACCUUUAGAAAGUAGACUUUUCAGUAAUGAUGAAAUAAUUCGGAGUUGGUCAUUUCGAGGUUUAAGAGCAGCAUAUGAGAAUGGUUAUGAAUCUGUAAUAUUCCAAGAAUGGUGUAAUAAUAUUAUUGAUAAUCUAGAAAAAGAUAUUGGUACUAAAGUUGAUCGAGAUUUAGAUUUGUUUGAAACUAUUGCCGCAUUAAAAUAUGUCGAUUUUACAAAAAUUCGUGGUAAAUCACAAAAUCAGUGGAAUAGAGAACUGUUAAUUUUUGAUUUAAUCGAAAGAUUCAAAGUAAACGAAGAAGAACGUUUUCAUUUUUAUAAAACUUGGCUUAAAAUUGAAGAACAUGAAGAAUUUGAGAAAGGCCAAAGUGACAUUUUACUGAAAUUAUUACAUCGUAUUCUGUUAAAUAACACCAUGCCGUUUAAUCAAUGUUAUGACGCAAUAAAAAUUUUAGACACAAUUGACUUUGAAGAUGCUCGCCAUGUCUUAUCGUAUAGUAGGAAUCCAUGUCUAGAUUUGCAGAAAAAGUGUCUAGGAAAAUCGAUCUAUCAACGCUUAUUGAACAAAAAAGACGUUAAUAGUAAAUAUAUUGAUAAUCUAGCAUCGAAUAUGAUUUCGAAAUUUGGCUUGGAUGUUAGCCAUAAACUUUUCGAUGCCAUAAAAAAUAUAGAUAGUUUAAGAGAAUUUGAAAAUAUUUUGAAUUUUGCUGAAAAAAAUAAUAUCAAAAUAUCUGAUAUCUAUGUUAAAGAAACAACAAUAUCAAUAUUGAAAAGAUCGUUAGAGAUAAAAUUUUUGGGCAAUCAAAUUAAAAAAGCUGACCGAAGGAAAUUAGCUGUUCACCUUGAUAAUUUAUUAGAUAAAAGUUGGACUUUUGAACAAUUAAAUGUUAUUUUUAGCAAUCUAGUAGUCGCCUCUAAUAGCGUAGAGAACGUAAAAGAGCGAAAUUUUGUUUAUGUUCUGGAAAUAUUAUCACAAUAUAAAAUUCCUCCUACGCGAAAAAAAUCAAGAAAAAGUUUUCCUAGCUCUAGCGGAACCGACAGAGAGUUGGCUUCGAGAAUUUUCGAUAAUAGUGAGCAGUAUAAGUCCUAUCCAAAGAGUCAACAUUGGUCAAUUUAUAUCGCUCAAUGGACACAAGAUCAAAUUCGACUGUGGGCCAAUAUAGUCAAAAUGAACGCUCAUACUUGUACGAAUACAGAAAAUUUAAUCAUAGAAAGUCUCGCAGUAAUAAAGCAAGCAAAUUAUUUAGACACCGGAUUUCAUCUCACCGAUACUCAAAUUUUAAGCUGUUUAGUUGCUUUAAAUCCAAAGAGUGAUAAAGGAAAAUUACUACAAGUCGAAACUGGUGAAGGUAAAUCAACGAUUAUAAGUGUAUUAGCUGUAAUUCAUGCUUUAAAAGGAGAAAAUGUAGAUAUAAUUACUAGUUCGCCUAUACUUGCCGAAAGAGAUUCAAAAGAGAAAGCAAAAUUCUACCCAGCAGUUUCACUAUUAUUAUUUCGAAUAUUAAAACGAUGUUCAUCUGCAGUCAAUUUGAAAAUACCUCGCGUGUGUAUCACUGGAGCCUCAGGUGCUGUCGGUCAAAUUGUUGGACAACUGGCUAAGCGUGAAGGUCUGAAAGUGAUCGGGUCAGCUGGGUCGGACGAUAAAGUUAAAUGGCUGGAAAAAGAACUUUCCUUCGAUCAUGCUUUCAACUACAAGACAGCUGAUCCGAAAGCAGAACUCGCCAAAUUUAAUGCACUCAACAUCUAUUUCGACAAUGUGGGUGGUGAUCAACUUGAAGCAGCCCUCGAUGCAGCAGCCAAUCAUGCUCGAUUCAUUGAAUGUGGUAUGAUCUCACAAUACAAUGAACCUGGUGCUCAUGGUAUUCGAAAUCUCAUGCACAUUGUCGCCAAACGACUCAAACUUCAAGGUUUUAUCAUCUUGGGCAAAGCGACUGAUCCGGAUUUUCAAAAAGAUUUCUACUCAAAAGUUCCGAAAUGGAUUGCAAGCGGCGAACUCAAGGUCAAGGAAGAUGUGACGAAAGGAUUGGAACAAGCUGCUGAAGCGCUCGUUGAAUCCAAAUUCCAGCACGAAGAUGAUAGAAAAGUAUUGUCAGUCGUAUCGGUUAAUGAUAGCAGACGUGCGCGAUUACAAUUACAAAAUGUAAAGUUCAAACAUUGUUAUUAUCUGUAG